Molecule: messenger RNA, 751 nt
Organism: Pseudoliparis swirei
Lineage: Eukaryota; Metazoa; Chordata; Actinopteri; Perciformes; Liparidae
Product: androgen-dependent TFPI-regulating protein
Exons: 5
Coding region: 74-751 (225 amino acids)
Cellular component (GO): membrane; endomembrane system
Source: RefSeq, a predicted model, not a curated record
UCUGGUUCUGAGGGGCUGUAAUCCUCAGAGGGGCUUCACUGUGGUGGAGGAGCUCCAGAGAAGCUGCCUCAGCAUGCCCUCCGCCCUGAGCAGAGCGCUCCACGCCGCGGCGUUCUGCUGGUACGCGCUGGUGGUGAAGAGCCUGAUGGAGAAGGACGGGGAGCAGCUGCCGGCCGGGAUCUUCGUCUACGGAGGGCCGUGGAAGUACCUGACCUUCCUGAACCUCUUAAUGCAAAUGUCCUUUUUUGGCCUGGCGACCCUGAAUGACCUCCGAGCUGCGAAGCACCCCGAGAGUCCCCUGAGCCGGGGCACUGACCUGCUCUUCUCUGUGUUCGUGUUCCCCGUCGGCAUGUUUGUGGUUCUGCUCUUCUGGACGAUCUUCGCCUACAACAGAGAGUUAGUCUACCCGGCUUCUAUCGACAGCUUCUUCCCUCCCUGGAUAAACCACGCGAUGCACAGCGGCGUCCUCCCCGUGCUGCAGCCUCACCGCUUCCCCCCCACCCGACACGCGCUGGCCGCUGUCGGCUCGGCUUACCUGAGUUGGAUUGUGUGGGUCUACCUGUCCGUGGGGGUCUGGGUCUACCCCCUCAUGGCCCACUUCAGCUCCGCGGGCCUGGCGGGCUUCUUCCUCGUGAACAUGUCGGCGGUGGCGUCGCUCUACGUGCUCGGAGAGCAGCUGAACGGCCGCGUGUGGAGUGAGGAGCUUUGCAUUGACCCGGGGGCGACCUCACCGAGGGGCUCAUGUUCAUGA